This is a messenger RNA of Neurospora tetraspora, 3753 nucleotides long. RefSeq lists its product as uncharacterized. The record is from RefSeq and is a predicted model, not a curated record. The transcript has 4 exons. NCBI's taxonomy places the organism in Eukaryota, Fungi, Ascomycota, Sordariomycetes, Sordariales, Sordariaceae. The coding region runs from base 1 to 3753 and encodes 1250 amino acids.
AUGGAGUUCUCGGACGAGGAUCUCUUCGGAGACAAAGAGGUGGAGGAUACCUUACUGGAGGAGGAGUUCUUGGCAGCAAAAGAGAUGCCGGAAGAUACCCUCAACGCUAAUGGCAACGGCAAUGGCAACGGCGAUGGAGCUAAUGGUGCAGCCACGGCUGAUGGUGGUCCGCAACAGCUCCCUGACCAAGCCCCGAUAAUCCCGUCAAAUCAAAACGACAAUUCCCAACCGCAGCCCCACCAUGACCAACGUCGUAUGAGCCCAUGGAGUCAAUUUCUAUAUUCCCAGGCUCAACAACAUCCUCAUGAACAAGCGCCCAUAAAUCCAUCUGUUCAAGAUGCCACUUCGCAGGCGGGUGGUGUACAAGAGCUCCCUAUUGACCCACUUCUUGACGCCCUCAGUCAAGAGUGGAAUGCCCAAGGCGGUGGUCUGCCACAACAACAAGGCCUUAUAAAUCCAUUGACUCAAAAUCCCAAUCCAGAGCCGGCCCCUGAAACCUAUAGUAACGAUAGUAACAAGACUAUAAACGAGUUCCUUCGCGAUGAGGGGUUCAAUGCUCACGCCCUUGAACAAGCACCUAACGAUAAUUAUACUUACGAUUUCGAUGCGGCGGAGAAUUUUUUUGAUCAGAUCAACUAUCGCCCACAAGAAAAUUUUCAAGUAGGAGGCGGUCCGGUGCCAGGAGCAGCAGAGGGCGGCGGUUUCAAUGCUCAGAUCCAGCCUGAACAAGCACCUGUUGGAGGUCUGGGUCAGCACCCACCUCCUGAUGGUGGUAGUCAAGGCGGGGAACAAAACAUCUUGAAUCAGGAUUCCAAUAAUUUGGAAUCACCUGUGAUGGAGAAUUUCAUGGGCCCAAUGUGGCUACCAGAAAAUAUAGAGGACCAUGUGAUCUCAGAUAACCAACAGGGCGGUUCAAACGUCGUUCCAGGAGGUGCUAUCCAACAACCUCAUCACCCCGAAAAUCAGCAAUUCACCGGUUCAACAGCUGCUCCAGGAGGUGUGGGUGGCCCCUUUAAUCCUGAAAAUCAACAACUCAACCAGAACAACGGGACACAAAAUGGUCAAGGAGGUGCUAUCCAACAACCUCACCCUCAAAAUCAGCAAUUUGCCGGCUCACAAGCUGUUCCAGAAAUCGUUAACCAACAACAUCCCCCUGAAAACCAGCAGUUUCCCGGCUCACACGCUGCUCAAGGAGGCUUCAACAACGGAUACCAGCAACUCAACAACGGACAAGCAGGUCAACGAGGCGGUGGUGGUGGUGGCCAAUUUAACAAUGGAGGCCAGCAACUCAAUAAUGCACAAUAUGGCCAACAAGAAGAGGAAGCUGCUAUUGACCUCCUUAACUUGGGCGGUGCACGAACUGGUCAAGUAGCUGGCGGUGGUCAGUUUAACCAUGGAGGCCAGCUACCCAACAACAGACAAACGGGUCAAGGACAAGGAGGCAUGGGUGCUCGUAAUCUUCCUCAGAAUGGAUACCAGCACUUCGGUGGCGCACAAACUGGUCAAGGAGCCGGCGGUGCUCAGUUUAACAAUGGAGGCCAGCAAUUCAAUAAUGCACAAUAUGGCCAAGAAGAAGCUGCAUUUGACCUCCUUAACUUGGGCGGUGCACAAACUGGUCAUGGAGCCGGUGGUGGCCAGCUUCACAAUCGAGGCCAGCAACCCAACAACGGACAAACUGGUCAAGGUGGCAUGGGUGGACCUUUCAACCCUCAGAAUCAGCAACCUGACCAGUUCAACGGCAUGCAACAUGGUCAAGGAGGUGCUGCUGGCCAGUUCAACAAUGGAGGCCAGCAACCCAGCCGUGCACAAACUCCUCAAGGAGGCAUGGGUGGCUACUUGAGUCCUGCAAAUCAACGACUUAACCAUAACAACGGUAUGCACAAUGACCACGGAAGCGCUGGUGGCCACUUGAGUCCCGUAUAUAACAACCAACAGGCCGGUCUGCCAAAUGCUGCCGGAGGUGCCAAUCAGCACCUUUCCCCCGGGAAUCAACCACUUCCCGGUUCACCAUAUGGUGCAGGAGGUGUUGUUGCCCAGCCCGGCUCCGGAGUCCAGCAAUUUCCUGGUUCACCUUAUGGUGUGGGAGGUGCUGGUAGCCCACUUCACCCUGAACCUCAACCACAACCUGGAUUUGGUAAUGUCAGCCCACAAGCGGUUCAGAAUAACAAUGGCGGGAUUCCAGAUCCCAAUCAGCCGCCGGCUGCUCAACUGCCGCUUGUAGGAUCUGCUCCCGCAGAACCACGCCCGCCUCCGGUGGUGACCCCUCCCGUUUUCCCACCUGGUACUCCGCAACCGGACAGCUGGGUGGCCCCGGGCUCCGGCAAUGAAGUCGUCAAGAUUCGAGCCAUAAAAGUCCGCAACCUACAUGGUAUCCAUCCCCAUUCCGUGUACUACUACAGAGCGCAGACGCAGCCCUGGGGCACUGAGUACAAUGAACAGGGUCGACCAGGCCCGAACCUGUUUGUCUAUGCCAACAGCCAGCCGCUGGCCAGGGCCGAGCUGGUAGCCUCGAAAGUCUACACAGCAUCGCAGCUCUCCCUGUUCUUCCGAGGCGAGGGUCAUCCAAACCGGCCCAACAGGCACCUCACGUUGUGGAUUCAAAACCUACCGCUUUUGGUCGCGGAUCGGUACGCGCAAAAGGAAACAGGAAAAUGUAGGUACAAGGAAUGCGCGGCGAAACCCAACCACACGAUCCUGAAGGGCUUCCACCGCAUCGCCUUUGACGAACACUCCCACCACACCGGCGACUACUACGACCCCUACAACAACGCGGGCUACAUGCACCUGUGGUGUUUCGAGAAGGCCUUCGACGCCGGUUAUUUGGUGUGGGACGUCCAGGAGCGUCCUCACUUGUACGGCUUCCGCAUAGAGGCGGACGUGCGCCACCACCGGUUCGAAGAAAAAAACAACGCCUCCCUCAACCGCGACCACAAUCUGCACGACACAUACCGACAGUGGAAGAACGAGCAAUGGGAGCGCUACGUCCAGCUCCGGCACCAGGAAGCUACAACGGGCCAACGCUAUGAUCCUUACCAGUCUGUCGAUGGAAUCUCCAAUGACAACCGUCUCUGGAGACGACUCACUGAUAAGCAUAUUGCCGAGGAAGUUCCUGCUAGGGCAAGAAACCGCGCCAACAGGAAUGUCACGGGUAACACGAUUGAUAAUCACAGGGGAGAUCUUGCUCAGUUCAUUCGGGUUAAAGCAGGCGGAAGUCCAAAUGCAACACCGGCUCCGGAGUCAGGGCCGGGAGGCUCAGGCGGCCCAUCAACGCCCAGCCCCAAUAAGAGAAAACGUAACGGCGCGGCCUCUGGCGAAGAAGAAGAUGAAGCAGGGUCAACACCAGGCUCAAAAAAGUCACGCACGACCACAUCCAUGGCGCCCCCACCCCUCCCUCCCAGCAGCAGCACCCCCCGCCGCAGCACCCGGCGCCAAUCCCUCGCCCUAGCCCACGACCUCGAAGAACAAAUCGUAACCGCCGGCGAGAGUCCCCUCACGCGCUCGCGUGCUACGUUCCUGGGGCAGCAGCUGAACCAGCUCCCCGAGCACUUGCAACAAGACGUGAUCAGCCAUGCGCCGCAGGCCAUCUCGCCUUUGUUCCUGCAGAACUGGAGACCGGAGCACUGGGGCGCGGUGCUGCAGGAGAGGGUGAGCAGGAUGACGCCGUAUCAUCAGGGGCUGUUGGUGCAGUAUGCGGAGAAGACGGAACGGAAAGCCCAGCUGGAGGGGAAGAAGAGGUGGAGGAGUGAUCCUUGA